Syngnathus acus (greater pipefish) is the source of this 2744-nucleotide messenger RNA. RefSeq names its product homeodomain-interacting protein kinase 2-like. Bases 33 to 2264 code for a protein of 743 amino acids. The transcript is spliced from 9 exons. The record is from RefSeq and is a predicted model, not a curated record. Gene Ontology annotation, cellular component: PML body; nucleus; cytoplasm. Gene Ontology annotation, biological process: positive regulation of transcription by RNA polymerase II; peptidyl-threonine phosphorylation; intrinsic apoptotic signaling pathway in response to DNA damage by p53 class mediator. Gene Ontology annotation, molecular function: ATP binding; transcription corepressor activity; protein tyrosine kinase activity. NCBI's taxonomy places the organism in Eukaryota, Metazoa, Chordata, Actinopteri, Syngnathiformes, Syngnathidae.
CCUCUGCGCUGUCAUCCUCCACUCCACCACACAUGACACAGUCUGCGUUCUCUGCGUGUUCUUCAGCGUGCUCUUCCGAGGUGGACGCCCAGGAUCUGGCAGAGAUGGAAGGUUCCAUCGUGGAGAGCAAAAGCAGCUUCUACCACAUCCUCAAGCUUCUGGACCGAGGAACCAGCAGUCACGUCUUCAAGUGCAAAAACCUGAACACCGCCAAGGACGUGGCUCUCAAGAUCCACAAGAACUACGCGCUGUUUGAAAACGAGAUCGAGAUGCAAGAGAUUGUGAGCGUGCUGGACCCGGACAAGAAGAGCAUCGUGGAGUUCAUCGAGACCUUCACUUUCAACCGACACCCGUGCCUGGUCUUUGAGCUUCUGGACACCAACUUGUUCAGCAUGGUGCUGGAUAAGAAAUGGAGGACCUUCUCGCCAAACGACAUCCGACCCGUGGCCCAACAGCUUCUGACAGCUUUUGAUGCCCUCAAGACUAUCGGGGUGAUCCACACGGACCUCAAGUCAGAUAACAUCAUGCUGGUCAACCACAGCGCCAUGCCCUUCCGGGUCAAGCUGAUUGACUUUGGACUCUCCAUCUGCACGGUGGACGCGCCCCUCAGUUACGGCUUGGCCCUGCAGCCCAUGGGCAACAGGGCGCCGGAAGUGGCCCUGGGUCUGCCCUUCUCCGAGGCCAUCGACAUGUGGUCCCUGGGCUGCGUGCUGUCCUUCUUGUACCUGGGCAACUACCUCUUUUUGGCCAACUCCAACUACAACAUGCUGCGGAGCAUGAUCGAGGUGGUGGGUCGCAUUCCCGAUCAACUGCUGACUGCCGGCAAAAACACUCACAAGUACUUCAAGAGGAGCGACCGAGACCACGACGGCGAUCAUCCCAAAUGGCGGCUCAUGACCGAGAGGGAGUAUCAGGACAAAACUGGAGUUCGUCCCGAGUCUCUGCCGUGGUCCUUCAAGUGUUUGGAUGACCUGCUCAAGCUCAAGCCGGAGGUGAGCGAGCCGCUGGAGUUGGAGGAUCGGAAGGCCUUUGUAGACCUCCUCAAGUGUCUUCUCCAGAUGGACCCCGAGCGCAGGAUCACCCCCGAGGAGGCGCUCGGGCACCCCUUUCUCACUAUGAGCCACCUGAGCCAGCACCAGGCCAGCAGCUCCUACGUGACUGACAGCUUUGAAAAGAUGAAGUUCUGUCCAACGAGUACCUUGGAGAAAGAAGAGCCGGAGUGUCGCUCCGUGUCGGGUCAGCCGCUCAAGUCCAGGAACUGGCGUCAAAGGUUUUGCGGUUUCCUCGGCACCAAAAGGACGGACGCUCCCGACGGCCCGCCGAGCUGCGCUUCUGCGGCUGACGAGAGGCCUCCCGAUCGGUCCCGUGGAGAGGAUGUCACGUCAAAGAGCUGGUGGCGCAAAUUGCUUCGGCUCUUCAGGACAGACGAUGGCGGCUGCGGCGGCGAGCCCGAGCCGCUUCCUCCGAGCAGACUUCAAAGUCGACCCGGCGGCGCUCCAAAGGUCUCUUCUGAGAAGGCCCGGUGGUAUCAAAACUGCCUCUUCUUCCCAAUGAAUCGGAUCGUUCCGGAACCGCGCCGCCUUCCUCUCCGCCGAGGCGAGCCCCCCGUACAGGUCCAGACCUGCCGGGACCAGGACCUCCUCCAACCCGGACCUGAAAAGUUGACGCAAAGCCAGCACGCUCGAGCGGAUGACGACAGCUCGCUGCGACUCAACAAAUCCAGCCAAAUCGACAACGCACCGCGACUCGGCGAGUCGUCGCCGGGAGCCGACGAGAAUCCGUCGUCGCGUGUUCGCAAAGACCCGUCGGCGCCAGUCAACUGUGACCAAAGAUGUCGAGUUAACCGUGACAAGUCGUCAGGAGUUCAGCGGUCGUCCCGACUUAAGGACGGGUCGGCGCAAGUUACCGAGACCACGGGAGUUGCCACGCCCACGCGAGGCAACAAGUCACGAGUUCAACACGCCAUCGCCGCCGCCGCCACCAACAAGCCGAUCCGAGCUAAAAACGAUAAGUGGUCACGCAAGUUGAUGCACGUCAAACACAAUGAGUCGUCGCCGGUGAACAAGUUGCCGGUUAAAAAGCACGGCGCGUCACGAGCCCACAAGCCGCCGGUCAAAACCGAGCAGUCGUCGCGAGUUUACAAGUUGCGAGUGCAAACGGACCAGACGGCGCCGCUCAACAAGUGGCGAGUGAAAAACGAGCAGUCGUACCGAGCUAACAGGUUGCGAGUCAACGCCGACAAGUCGUCACCCGCCUACACGUGAUAAGAGGACGGUGGCCUGAGCCGCGCCGGGGAGACGUGACCUUUGACCUCUCCCGCAACUGUCUGCCACACAAGAUGCUUUCCCAGAUGGACUGGAUUUGUAGCGCUGCAGCCGUCACCCGCCCGGCGCUUCCCCGGAGAGCGUCCGACAACGAGCCACACAAGUGACACGGCGCUGUCGGUCGGCCCUGCGCCGGGUGGCUGCCGAGCCAAAAGAAUAGGCCCGUUUGAAAAACGGAUGCCCGUAGAGGAUUGACGCCAGCAAACGGAAGGAAAUGGAGUGACGCCAGGCGAUGAGACGGGCUAGCUCAUCGGGAAGCGUGCCGCGCCACGCCGUGAGCAAAGUGUGACAACAGCAGGCUUUGAGUUCAGACUUUAGUGCUUGUGCACAAAACCCUUUUUGUCAAAUGCUGCCUGCGUGGCUGCCUGCGUGGCUGCCUGCGUGGCUGCCUGCGUGGCUGCCUGCGUGGCUGCCUGCGUG